Temnothorax curvispinosus is the source of this 546-nucleotide messenger RNA. RefSeq lists its product as uncharacterized. Gene Ontology annotation, molecular function: nucleic acid binding. NCBI's taxonomy places the organism in Eukaryota, Metazoa, Arthropoda, Insecta, Hymenoptera, Formicidae. The transcript has a single exon. The record is from RefSeq and is a predicted model, not a curated record. Bases 1 to 546 code for a protein of 181 amino acids.
AUGUGCAAAAAGCCAGCCGACUGGAAAAGCGAGUUAGGAGCUGUGCAAUUUGUCAUCAACAAUACGUUCCAUAGAUCAAUCAAUACUACACCGAGCAAAUUAUUGUUAGGGUACGAUCAGCGUCGGAAAUCUGACAACGAGUUGAGAGAACUAAUCGAUAGACUAACGCAGGUAGACGUAAAUAUUGAGCGAGAAAGAGCGGAGCUGCGAGACUCCGCACAAAUAGCGAACCGAGCCGUGCAUGAGUACAACAAGGUGCAAUACGAUAGGAAACAUAAAAAGCCGACGCGGUAUAAAGAGGGAGAUUUUGUUCUCGUUAGAGUUUUACAGCAUAAACCGGGCAUAAACCAGAAAUUACUACCAAAGUAUAAAGGUCCGUACCAAAUUAGGGCAAUUCUUAAUAAAAAUAGAUUCGUAGUGACGGACAUACCGGGGUAUAAUCUCACAUCAAAACCAAUGAAUACAAUUCUUUCGUCGGACAAAAUAAAGCCGUGGAUAAAAAUAAACGAAACUGGUAUUAAUCCUGACAAUGUAAGCGAUGACUAG